Molecule: messenger RNA, 5628 nt
Organism: Heterostelium album PN500
Lineage: Eukaryota; Evosea; Eumycetozoa; Acytosteliales; Acytosteliaceae
Product: VCBS protein
Exons: 13
Coding region: 1-5628 (1875 amino acids)
Source: RefSeq, a predicted model, not a curated record
AUGUCAUUCACAACAGAAUUUAUAAAUAUAAAUAAAGUCAUAUCAAAUCAAGAGCUGAUUAAGACUUUACAAUCAAACAGUAUAAUAGCUCGUGAUUUACAAUCACUUUUUAUGUUAUUUCUAUCUCGUUUUUUAAUUAUGUUUAAUCAUCUCAUUGGCAGAGAUUCAAUAGAUGAUUUUAAGUUUUAUAUUGAUAGUAGUCCUAAAGAUUCUAUAUAUUUAAAAGAUAAUUAUUCUCCUAAAAAAUAUUUAAUAUUAGAUUUUUCUACUAUAUUUUAUUGUUUAAAUCGGUUUUUAAGAAAAAAAGAAAAACCAAUAGAUAAAUUAAAAUUCACAUUAGAUAAUAGUAGCAAAUAUGAGAAAUCCUAUUAUUUUGUACUUCAACAUGAAUUGAAUAGGAAAAAAUCACACAACUAUGAAAUUUUCUCAUUUCUUAUCGAAAAGCGCUUAAUUGGUUUUUUUAGUGUUAAACAAUAUCGUCAAAUUGUAGAGUUGUACAACAAGCAUCGAAAACUUUCAAUUCCAAUCCAACUAGGUAUAGACCACGAUAUUUUAAAACGUAUUUGUUUAGACAUUGAUUCAGAAUUAGUGGUUGCAUUAAAUGAUCUUGAUUGGGAUUUUACUUCGAUUCAAUACUUUCGUGAAUACGAUUUUGGACAACUAUCAGAUUUGAAAAUAACAUCGAAACAUUAUGAGUGCAGAAUCGAUUUCCUAUAUAGAUGUUGUUUGGACAUAGUAAAAAGGACCACCAAUAGCAAAAUGAAUGAUUUAACUGAACCAUAUUUUAUGUAUAGAUUUUUGUUGGAGAUUGAUUCUGAAUUAAAAAACUUGCAUCGACUUGAAGGUCAAAUAGAUCAUAUAGGAAUUUUACAGAAACUAGUUGAUUUUAAUAUCUAUCAGACAUUUCCUAAAAUGUAUAAUAAUGGGUUUUAUGGCGUGGAUUCAUUUUUCAAGAUUAGUCAAAUGUUGGAAUCAAACCAAACACCACUCGAAUACUUUCUAUUAAAGGAUCCAACUCUCAUGAAUUCUAAUUUUUUAUCAGGUUGGGCAGGGGUCAACAAAGAUCAUUCUGAUGGUAGUGUUUCGGAUGGCACUGAUUCUGAAAUGGGUACUCUGCCCAUUUCCCAAGAUACCGAUGCUGGUGGUACUGUGUCUGUAGCUGAUGAUUCUGUAAUGGAUACUCUGCCCAUUUCCCAAGAUACCGAUACUGGUGGUACUGAGUUUGUAGCUGAUGAUUCUGUAAUGGAUACUCUUCCCAUUCCUCAAGAUACCGAUGCUGGUAGUACAAUUCCCGCUCCUAUAGAUAAUGAAUCAGUUCAAGAGCUAAUAAAGCAUUUGGAAUCCUUCACCACAGCAUAUAUACCAUUGUUUUAUGAUCAUUUUACCAACACCACCAAUCUAUUUAUUCAUCAAAUCAUUCAAUUAAUAACUAGCAAAUUCAUCGAUAAUCACUAUUGGUUUAUAGAUCCAACGAAUGGUAAUCCCGUGAACCCAACUGGAAACGAUGUAUUGAUCGUCACACAUAAUCCUUUGUCAUCGGUCGACCGUCAAUGGAAACCUACUCAAGAGUCAUCAAGUUCUACUAUUCCACCCAAGGUUGUUCCACCCAAGGUUGUUCAUCAGCUUAAACCACCAACAACCGUUAAGGAAACACUCCUUUUAAAUGUGAGACAAAGAGAGCUGGUUGCACAGAUGAAAUCAAGGCGCGAGGUUAGAAAUCAAGAUGGAGUCGUAUAUACUAGCUACCUCGAAUCACCGAUGGAUCAAUACAUGCAAGAGUAUGACUUUGGUAAUGCAGAAACAUCCAUAUUGACUGGCGAUUAUUCGUACGAUUGGCGAGAAUGUUGGGAGAGAAUGGAGGAAGAACGUUUCAAUCAAAAUUUCAUUAAUGACCGGAUAGAGAAAGAAGAUGACGAUGAGGAGGAAGAUUCAAUGAAUGAUGAUCAAGUAUUGACUGGCGAUUAUUCGUACGAUUGGCGAGAAUGUUGGGAGAGAAUGGAGGAAGAACGUUUCAAUCAAAAUUUCAUUAAUGAACUGAUCAAGCAAGACAAAGAUAAUGUAGAGUAUACAAUGGUUGGUAAUCAUUUAGAUUCAAUGCAAUUUAAUCCACCAUCAAUCGAAAUCAAUCAUCAAUUGUAUCCCACACCUCGUUCAACUUUACCAACUGUUGAUUCCGAAAUCUUCUCUACGGAUGAUUCCGAUCUCUCCUCUUUGAAUGAUUCCGAUCUCUCUUCUGUAGAUGACAUGGAUCUUGAACCGAUAGUUAACACAGAUAGCUCCGCAACUCUAUAUCCGUCAUGGUAUAUUCUAAAGAACUACAGCAACGCUGCUUUGAAUCUAUCGGCACUGGCAUGGCGGACUAAAACUCGAUUCACAUUAGUUUGGACAGAGUUGUGUCCAAUCGUAUUAAGUUCAAUCAAUUGUAUUUCUUUUGUUUUGGAUCCUAUUCUAGAGAAUCACUUGAUCUGGCUCUUGGAGACUGGACCAAGCAAAAUAAUUUUGACUGGAAAGAGAGACCAAAUAAUCUUUGGUAACAUAGUUAAGAAAUUUAACAUUCCAGUGCAUCUCGUAUUUCAAACACUCGGGUUCUUCAAAGUGCUCAUCUUUAUUGGUGGAAAGGUAAAGAAAGUUUACUUUAUCGAACAUCCUUAUAGAAUGAGUCAGUUUUUAGUUCAUACAUUUGUUGAAUUAGGAAUUCAAGAACCAUUGGAAUAUCCAUCACCAAUUGUAGAAACAACAACAACAACAACAACAACUGCAGAGGUAUCAUCAGCAUCAGCAGCAUCAGCAACAACAACAACAACAACAACAACAACAACAACAACAACAACAACAACAACAACAACAACAACACCAGCAUCGACCAACAAAAGAAUGAGAAAUCUAUUUCUCCAAAGAGACAAACAGUGGAUGGAAAAGGAACCACCGACCAACUCUGAACAAGAAUGCAAGAGGAGUUACAUUGAGAAACCAUUUCGAAAGAAAUUGGAAGAUCAAUGUAAUUCUUACAACUAUUCUUUGUUACCAAUUUUUAAAGGUUUGGAACCAGCUAAUUUACUUUACAAGCCAGAUGAGAUCCAUCAAUAUGAACCCGAUAUAGAGAAAAAGAUAAAAAAGAUUUUUGGUAAGAAAUCUAUUUAUCUGAACCAUUAUAUGACGGAUAGUCUUACACUUUAUGUUUCUUUUAAAGUUCCAACCGAAUCUGCUGCUAAAGGUAAAAAGAACAAAUUAAACUGCGAUAUAUCAUUGAAAUGUCCAAUGGGUAUCGAUCCAUCACCAUUCAAGAAUCUGUACCUCAAUCGCCCUUUGGAUUUUGAGUUUAACGAUAAAGAUGAAAACGAUGAGCCUGUCAAACACUGUAAAGACCUACUGGAUUCUGUCAUGGUUCUAAAUAGUGGUAGUCACAAGUACCAGAUUCGUUCUUCUUUUUAUGAGUAUAAAAGAAAGCAAGUUUUGGGUAAAGAUUUUAUAGAGUAUGAAACGAAAUCUCCAUCUUUAAAGUCAUCCCAAACCAAUCAUAUUCUAACACUAGCUCCAUAUGAUAAUCUUAUCGCUUUCAGAUACACAGAUCACUAUGAAACGUUUUUAGAGUACAGAAACCAAAGAGGUGUUCAAGAAUUGCAAAUAUUGAAUCUUCGCUCUUUGCAAGGCAAGAAGAGAUCGAAAAAUUGGAGAGCUGCCAAAAUCUUUACCCAUGCCAUUAGAGAAGUUGAUAGAAGAAUUGGUGAAGAGACGUCAACACCAAAUAAUAAUAGUAGUAAUAGAUUUAGUAUUCUCAGUAUUGAUGACGAUGAUGAUGACAUUGAUGACGACGACGACGAUGAUAACGAUGAUAAUGAUAAUAACAACAAUAACAAUAACAAUAAUAAUAAUAUACAAACAACUAAAUUAAGAGGAAAAUCAAAUAAUAUUUAUAAACAACAUGACAUUAAUUAUCACAACUAUCAACAUGCAUUGUCAAUCAUAAUAAAAGAAAUAGGUUUAAAUCUAGCUAGUACACCAAAUCAGCUGCCACAUAGACAUAGAAAUAAUAGUAAAAUCAAUAUAGACCAAUCAGAAUUAAUUAUAAUAGAACAGUAUAUUAAAGAACUAGAGGCUAUUGGUACAGACAAUUGGAAAAAGAGAUAUAGCAAAUUAGUUAAACAACUUUUUCCAAUAAUUGAAUACAGAAGCAACAGUGGUAAUACAGUGAUGGAAUCACUAUUGAAGGAUCUAAUCAAAUGGUUUCAUACUUUUAAGAAUCGUAAAGGAUGGGAGAAGAUUAUCGGAACCAUCUUGGCACGGAAAUCAAUCAAAUUAUUUCCAUCACCACCAACUACAACAGCAACAGCAACAGACAAUACAACGACAGACAAUACAACAACAGACAGUACAACAACAGACAAUACAACAACAACAACAACAACAACAACAACAACAACAACAACAACAACAACAACAACAACAACAACAACAACAACAACAACAACAGCUACUACAACUCCAACUAAGAUAUGUAUUGAUAAAGAUCACCAUAAGUGCAAAGCAAAGGUACCCAACUUUUCUAAUGGACGAGGAAAAGAAACUUUAAGAUGUAGAGAAUGCCUAGAUCGAAAAAAGGCAGAGAGAGACGAUAAGAAAAAGAAGGAAUUGGAAGAGAGGAUCAAGAAGAGAAGGAAAGAGAAGAGAAAGAGAAAGAAAGAAAGAAAGAGAAAGAGAAGAGAAGAGGAAGACGACGAUGACGAUGACGAUAACAAUGACGAUGACGACAACGAUGACGACAACGACAGUGACGAUGACGACAAUGACGACAAUGACGAAGACGACAACGACAAUGACGAUGACGAUGACGAUGACGAUGACGAUGACGAUGACGAUGACGAUGACGAUGACGAAGACAAUGACGAAGACGAAGACGAUGACGAUUCGGACGACGAUGACGAUAACAACUCACCAAUUCCGAAUAGAAGAUGCAAGUGGAAAUGCAGCAAUUGUAAUAUUUUAAAUAACUAUCGUCGAGACAAAAUGUUUCAAGACCGAGGUCGAGUAUGUUUGGCCAAGUGCAAGCAUUGUAAAACAACUAAACCAAUAUUUUAUAGCAAAUCAGUUGCUAAACAAUAUGCCUUGAGAUUGUUAUUUUUCUUUGGAAAUGGUCCUGGCCACCAAGGAUAUGUCUCAGGGAUGAAAGGUGUAAAACAUGCACCCUACGUCGCCAGAGACAUGCAAGCUCUCAAACAAUAUAUUUUUACUGUAACCGGUGUUAUGGUGGAUCAAUUCGUAGUAGAUGAAUAUAAUACUUCUCAGAUGUUUUCACCAAAACUAAUAGAGAACGAAGAGAUAUAUUUAAAGAAUAGUUCACACUAUGAAAAGUCCAAGGUGGAAGAAUAUAUUAAAGAUCCAUCCUGGGAUCCGCAUAGUCGACAAUCCGAAUCUAAACUGCGUUACACUCGUAAGAUGUACCAGGUGAAUGACCAACCGGUCUAUAUCAAUCGUGACGUAAAUGGUGCUAACAACAUUCUAUUGGCAGGUAUGCGUCAGUUCGAACGUCCAUCGAACAAAAAUGGACGAAGAUUCACUCUACUCAUGAAAAAACGAGGUGAAUCAACUACGGCUGAGGAAUGCGACGAUACCUCUUAUCUUGAGGAGUAA